GAAUGGUUACAUAGACGAGUUCACGAAAGCUCUUGAACCAUUCAUGAAGGUAACUUCAUCUUCUUCUUCUUCUUCUUCGUAUUCCUCCUUUUCAUCAAACCCAAAAACUUUAACCACUAAUAAUAACCAAGCCUUACCGGAAUCUAACCAAACCGGUCCGAUUGGGCUAAACCAGCUCACUCCAACUCAAAUCCUCCAAAUUCAAACUGAGUUACAUCUCCGGCAAAACCAACCUCGUCGUCGCGCUGGUAGUCAUCUUCUCACCACUAAACCAACCCCAAUGAAGAAAACCGACGUAGCAACAAAACCGGUUAAACUAUACCGAGGCGUAAGACAACGGCAAUGGGGUAAAUGGGUAGCUGAGAUUCGGCUACCUAAAAACCGAACCCGGUUAUGGCUCGGUACGUUCGAAACGGCCCAAGAAGCUGCAUUAGCUUAUGAUCAAGCUGCUCAUAAGAUCAGAGGAGACAACGCUCGUCUAAAUUUCCCCGACAUUGCUCGUCAAGGACACUAUAAACAGACAUUGUCUCCUUCUAUCAACGCAAAGAUCGAAUCAAUCUGCAAUAGCUCUAAUCUUCCUCUGCCUCAGCUCAGGAAACAGAACAAAACAGAGGAGGUGCUCUCUGCUUUUCAUUAUACGGGUCAUGAACCGGAAUUUGGGGAGAUGUACGAAUCCGGGUUUUCGGGCUCUUCUCCUGAGUCGGAUAUAACGUUGUUGGAUUUCUCAAGCGACUGUAUGAAAGAAGAUGAGAGUUUCUUGAUGGGUUUGCACAAGUAUCCUUCUUUGGAGAUUGAUUGGGACGCUAUAGAGAAACUCUUCUGAAUCCAUUUGAGCUUCUUAAUUCAUUUAUUUCUAAAUUUGCAGAGCUUUGUAAUGGAAGUUCUUGAUCUUGGCAGUUGCAGAGGACCAGUGAACAUAACUCUG
Messenger RNA from Arabidopsis arenosa, 925 nucleotides. Lineage: Eukaryota; Viridiplantae; Streptophyta; Magnoliopsida; Brassicales; Brassicaceae. The record is from the annotation of a GenBank genome assembly.